GUGUGCUUUUCUUCAGUCACACGCACGCGCAUUCCCACUGGGCACUUUUGUAUUGUUAUUAUUAUUGUUACCAAGGCGUUCCCAUAAUUACAACAUAAUCAUUAUAUAAUCCCACAACAAAGACUUUAUUGAAUCCGUAGCUUUUGUCAACUGCCGGGACACUGAACAAUUGCGUUAUUCUGCGUCUCUUUCCUCGCGUAAAAGCAACACCGGCCUGGGCGCUGAAGUUCAGCCCCCAAAAAAGUUUCAUGUCCUCACCGAAGCACCUUUUCAGAGGACCUUCUCCCACGUCUCUGAGCGCGUCUCGACCGCUGUCUGGACCCUUUUCCUCUUUCUGUGAUGGAGAGGGAGGUUGUUGGUUAGGCUACGCGCCCCGCUGAGAGGCAAUUUCAUCUCAUAUUUACAAACUGAUAAAGUGCAUUUGUUUUAAAAAUGCGCUCAUGUGUUAGCAUAUAAGAGUGCGCAAAAAGCGCUUUCCGUCUUGCCCGGUUUCUGUUUGUGUGCACGUAUGUGCAUGUGUGUGUGUGUGUGUGUGUGUGAUUGUGUGCAACAUAACCGGCUUAUUUACAUUAAAUACGCCACAAGGUUACAGUGCAGAUGAGCGUCAUUUUAUCACUCAUUACUUCUCUCUUAUACUGACUGAUGCUCGCGCUCUCCUCUCGCCUCACUGGACUUUUUCCCGAGGAUACAAGACUUCAGAUACUUCCCCCAAAAGCUGACAGUGUGUCCCGGCCCACGGUAUCUCACAGAGUAAAGGCUCAUCGCUUGUUGCCGUACAGACUCAGUGGCGGGGUGAGUCACGGACUCUUCAACCUGACGGGCCCCGGACCAGUAUGCAGUUAGAGUGAUCAGUAUGGAGGACUCUAGUUUGUGCCUUGGUGUAUCCUCGGUGGUCCCGGAUGUUGACACCCAUCUCAGCAAUGCAGUACUUAAUGGCCGCUACCCAAUCAGUCAGAAACUUCAUCAGCUGACUGCUCAGCUGGGUCAUGCCUUUCCUGAACUACAGAGUCGCCAACAGAUCCCAGAGGAAAAGGCAGCCACCCCGCUGGAUGAGAAAACCCAUGCUGCCUUAGCUAGUCAGCCAAUCAGUAGUCAGAUGGCCUUACUGGCCAACCAGCUUAACCGUGACAUGGAUGUAGGUGCCCUGAGUGGUCUCAAUGGCCGUGUUGAUUUGCAACAAUUUCUCAAUGGACAGAACUUGGGUAUCAUGUCCCAAAUGAAUGAAAUAGAAGAUGAUGCCCGUAAGAACCGCAAAUACCCCUGUCCACUAUGUGGUAAGCGCUUCCGCUUUAACAGCAUUCUGUCUCUUCAUAUGCGUACACACACUGGAGAAAAGCCCUUCAAAUGCCCCUAUUGUGACCAUAGAGCUGCUCAAAAGGGUAACUUGAAGAUCCACCUCCGCACCCAUAAGCUGGGAAAUCUUGGUAAGGGCCGUGGUCGUGUACGUGAGGAAAACAGACUGCUUCAUGAACUUGAAGAGAGGGCCAUUCUACGUGAUAAGCAAAUGAGGAGCAGCUUGCUGCAACCCUCUCAACCUCUCAACCUUCCAACCAAUUUGGGUAUUCAGAGUCACAACCAGCAACAGCCUGGCUCUGCCUGUGGCCUGCUCACUCCAACUAGUAUCAGUGGCUCACCUGAUGGACUGAGCCAGCCGUCUGCCUCACCUAAGCCUGCAGGUGCCAACCUGCAAGAUGAGCAAGCCCUCAAUCCAGCCCAAGGAUUUCGGUGCACUUUUUGCAAGGGUAAAUUUAAGAAGCGCGAGGAGCUAGAUCGCCACAUUCGCAUUCUCCACAAGCCCUACAAGUGUACCCUGUGUGAAUUUGCUGCUUCCCAAGAGGAGGACCUCAUUUCCCAUGUGGAGAAAACCCACAUCACAGCUGAAUCAGCCCAGGGACAAGGCACAGGAGCUGGCAAUGGAGAGAAGCCAAACAAUGAAUUUCGAUGUGAGGUUUGUGGCCAGGUCUUCAGUCAAGCUUGGUUUCUGAAAGGCCACAUGCGGAAACACAAAGACUCCUUUGAGCAUUGCUGCCAGAUCUGUGGGCGCCGUUUCAAGGAGCCCUGGUUCCUUAAGAAUCACAUGAAGGUACAUCUAAACAAGCUGGCCAUCAAGAGCAAGCCCCCUAUAGGUGGAGGAGCUGAUGAAGAUAGACCCUCUGUGAACAGCAUGAGUAGCUUGGCACAAGAAGCCCAAGCCAAUCUGUAUUCACGUUACAUUUCUUGUCUACAAAGUGGUUUCCUCACACCUGACAAGCAAGGCCUGGCUGAACAGCAGCACCAGAUGCUGGCAAAGGCAGGCAUAGCUAUGAAGGAGAAGGAGAUGCUUGGAAAGCUCCUAAACCCAAUGGCCAACAUGAGCCACGGCUUAGGGGAAAAUGAAAAGCGCUCACUCUUGAGUUGCCUGAACCUGGUACCCCCUCUGAAGUCAAGCUGUAUGGAGCGCUUGCAAGCUGCAGCAAAGGUAGCGGAGAUGGACUCCCUGAACAGCUAUCAAGCCUGGCAAAUUAUGGCUCGUGGAAUGGCUAUGGAACGCUCCUUCAUGCCAAAAGAGCAGCACCAUGGGGGGCAUGGACAAGAAGAUGAACUUACCAGUGCAGCUGGGAUUGUUCACUUUGGGAAAGACAAGCUUGAGCACCCAACCUUAGGCUCUAGUGAUGGUUCCAAGCAGAAGCAACACCCUGAUGUCCUUCAUGGAGUGAAGACAAGUGGAGGCAUGAUGCCUUUGAAAGAUGAGGGUGUAAGCUUUGAUAGCCACCGUGAGUUCUUGCCUCACCAUGGGGCUCUGAGCCUGGGCCAAGGGCUUGAGUACAGCCUGGCUGGCUUGAAAGAGAAAGCAACUGAGUGUCCCGACUGUGGUAGAGUUUUUAGAACCUACCACCAGAUGGUGGUCCACUCCCGGGUACACAGCAAGGACCGUCGAACCCUAGAGGACAGCUCCCAGCAUGGUCUGGACGAAAGGCGUGGCUCAGCUAGUGACCCUGAAUCUCAAUCCAUCAGCCGAUCCACCACCCCAGGCUCCUCCAAUGUGACAGAGGAAAGUGGUGCUGGAGGUGGGCACUCCCAAACGGGCAGUGUGCAGGAUGACAGUCCCCACCCUUCUUCUCCUUCUUCAGAUGUCGGGGAAGAGAUGGCGAAACCUGUGAGUGCUGUCCAGCCCCCCACGACUCAGCACCGGGAACGGAGUGUGGGUUCAAGCAUGAAGGACUGCCCCUACUGUGGCAAAUCGUUCCGCACCUCCCACCAUCUGAAGGUUCAUCUAAGAAUACAUACAGGUGAAAAGCCCUACAGGUGCCCUCAUUGUGACUAUGCAGGCACUCAAUCAGCUUCUCUGAAGUACCACCUGGAGCGCCAUCACCGUGAGCGACAGAAUGGUAGUGGCCCCUCAGCCAACCACCCUUCAUCUUCUGACCACAAGGAUGACCACACCAAGAACAGUAGUAGCAGUGGGGUCUUUGCUCGACCCGAUGUCCUUCGCGGUGUCUUCAAAGGGGUGAUGCCUUCUGGUCUUGACUUCAGAGGAGGUCAAAUGCUCCCACAACAGUGGAUACCACCCGGAAUGCUCUCACCCAGAGACAGAGACCGUGAAAAGGAACGGGAUCGCCAGGGACCAGGGUCAGAGGCCACCACAGAGAGCAUGAAGAGUCCUGAAGGGCCAGCCUCUGCAGCGGACAGUCCUGCCAGCUUCUCCGACCUCGGCCGAGCCUACCAGAGUAUGGCGGGAAAUGGAGUCAACUUCCAGGGCUCCCUGCAGGCUUUCAUGGACAACCUUGUCCUCAGCUCCAUGAAGAAAGAGAAAGAGAUGAGAGAGAGACAGCUGCAUAGUCAGCACUUUAACCAGGAGAGUGCGGAUGCCAAUACCAAAAGAGCCAGUGAGGCCAACCAAGAAGAGAAUCCCACCAGUGACGUCAAGGCAGCUGUGGGUGGCCGCUCCCAGUAUGAGCCUCUGGAUUUGUCUGUUAGACCUGAAGCAGGGUCCCUCCCUGGAGCUUCCAUCACCAUCCAGGACAAUGUUGCCUGGCAUGGCUGCCUCUUCUGCUCUUUCACAACUCCCUCUGUGGAGCUGAUGGCCCUCCACCUGCAAGCAAACCACCUGGGUAAAGGCAAGUGUGGAAAAGAUACUAAGGAGCACCUCCUGGGAGAGCCUUCCCAUGCAGGAAAAGCUACUGGCUUGGCUCCUCCACCACCAAGCCUUCUUCACCACCAUGAGGGAGCCCCGUCCAGGGACAGAGAGACUGAGUCGGGGGAUCUGAAGGGACAAGCAGGCUGGUCCAACCAUCUGGAGCAGCCCUCACAUGGAGUCUCCAUGGGCACAUUCUCCAGUGACUUCUACAAGCCCUUUGGUCCUUUGUAUGAUGGCUCUUCUAGAGGGUCUGUUGGAUACCUAGACCAGCAGCAAAUUCAGCCCAAUGAUAUGUGUGGUCAGGGCCCUCUGGAUGACCUAUCCGACAAGGCGUCCUGCAGUGAAAUAGAGGCAUCUGAAGAACAUGGCGGCCAGUCUGAGGAAGAUGAAAUAAGUUGUGACAAAUCAUUGCCGAACCCCACUGCUACAGAGAGGCAUAUGCAUUCAGAUGAUGAAGAUGAGGCAGAGGAAGAAGAAGAGAUGGAGAUGGGUGAUGCUGAGGAGGAGGACCAUGGAUCCAUGCAAAUGCUUUCUGAAUCUCCAUUGUCAGGGAAGGACAUCCAAAGAUGCAAGCUGACUAUAGGCCCCCAAAGCUCUGGCCUUUCUCCUCCUCAGCCUCCUACCCCUGAGAAGCAAUGGCACCAGCAGCAGACAGGCCUUGGUCUUCUGACCCCAAGCGGUGGUCCUGAUCAUGCCCACCUGGAGCAUCAGAUGAACAUGUUAUCUGUCCUACGGGCCUACAGUUCAGAGAACCUCGCAGCCUUCAAUGGAGGCAUUGGCGGCAGCCCCAAUGGAGGAGGCAGUAGCACCAGCAGCAUGAAAAGAAAUGACCCCUCUGGUCAGAGGCCAUUCCAGUGCAGCUAUUGCCCAUACAGUGCCUCUCAGAAAGGUAACCUGAAGACCCACGUGCUGUGUGUUCACCGCAUGCCCUUUGACAACAGCCAGUAUCCAGAUCGGCGGUUCAAACGCUCCCGCAUAGACUCGGAUGUCUCCGGGAACUCAGAGGAUGGGAAUCUUCCCUCGUCUGGCCAGGUGAACACAGGAGAAGCUCUUUCUGGGGAUACUUCCUGCUCUCUUGAGUGAAGCGGCAUAAAACUCAAUCCAGGGAUUCUGUGGGAUUUCAGGGGUUUGAAGUGAUAAUGAUACCACCUCCUACAAUCAUUCCCAUUACAUCAUUGUAAAAAGAAAAAAAAGAAAAGAAAUCCACCCCCAAAAAAUAAAAUAAAAAAUUGAUUGAGUUGGGGGUCAUAAACUCCCAAAUCAAAACACUUCAGCCUCAGCGCUAUUCUGUGAAGCUCAGGAUAGAGAUGAUGAAGUAGAGAAACCUGAACCCUAUUUCUGAUGAGUCUGAAACUAAAUACAUUGCUCUUAUUUGAGUUGCCUGAAUUGAGCAUUGAAGAGACAUUACUGAAGAGGGGAAAAAAUGACAAGGUUAAAAAAAAAGACUGUCAUUAAAUUCUUCAGAGUAUCUUUUGUCCCAAAAAUAAUGCUUUUAUGAGAAAAAUGAUCCGUGCCAAUGAUUUUGCUACAGUUGCAAGGAGAAGAAAGAUGGAGGGGAGCUGUUGAGCACCCCCUUUAAGAACAUGACACCUCCAGUGGCCAUUUGCCCAGCGCCAUUGAAGCACAGGGAUGGAGCGAGCGGACGGAGGGAUGUGGAUGGUGAAAUGGGGGGGUUGGGCAUUUGGUGCCAGCCUGACUGGAGCUGUCAUCACAGUGAAAAUCAAUUCAACUCCAUCCCGAACUACGUCUAUAGCCGUGGGAAUAUAUAACCACCAUUCCCUCCAAAUUUCCCCUCUCCUCACCCUUUCAGAAAACGUCAAGAGAAACCUUAGCCUCUACAACCUGGCGGCAGGAGGGUCAGCUUCAGACCUUUCUGACGACUGGUAGCACUUCAGUCUCUUUCAUUCCCCUCCUCCCUCCUUUCUUGUCUUUCUCCCAUUGGAUAUCCCCCUCCAUUCUUUUUCAUUGUUGUGUAGUUAAAGUGACACAACAGAAUGGCGGAGUCACAUUAAAUGUGCUUUAUUUCCAUUCAACGCUUCUUAACGGAAAAGUAAUUGUGUUGUUCUUGAACAAGUGCUGCUUCUCUUCGAACUGAUGGACAUUGGGCAAACAUUGAUUGUGUGUUACCAAGAGUCUGAAUGUUAUUUGUUAAACGUAACUUGGAAAUGAUAUGAAGGAACCAUAGCUCUUUUGUGGUGUUUAUUAAACCACAAUGGGACUACCUUCUUUAUGGACCUCCCGAAAAAGUAGCACUAUGAAGGGCCUGUAGAUAUGAAGUAAAUAGAUAAUCACUUCUCCACUACCUGUCUGUAAUGUAAACUUGAUCUUUUAUUUUAUUUUAUUUUUUAUGUUUGAAUAUGCAUCACCAUGGCCCGAGUUUUUUUUUUUUUUUUUUGUUAUUUGUUGUCCUGAAUCUUCCUCUACUAAAAGAGAUUAACAACGCAGGCAGUUUGGAGCCAAUGAAAUCAAGCCUCUUAAAGAACAAAAUAAAGUGCAUCAACUUCCAUUGAAGGCUAGCAGAGGUUAGAAGGUAAAUAAGUAUGGUAGAGGGUUUAGAGAUGCAUGGGUGGGGGGGUUGGUGGAUAUUAAUGUUUUGUGAUAAACAGAAAUGAUCCAGACUUUAAGAAAGUCAAUAUCUUUCCGCUCAGCACAGGGAAGCUCAGCACUUAAACCCCAGGGCCUUACGGCUGCUCUAUUCACACCAAGAGGAGUUUAGAGGACUCACAAAUACCCACCACACUCCUCACUAAGCAGUAAAUAAAAACAUAAACCCUUAUCACAGCCCUAAGACCACAACAUAUCAACAGAAAAAGAAUGAAAGAUAGAAAGAGGUUGAAAAAAACAUGAUAGAAGUGGUCUAAGAGUGGUGCACACAGAUGCACAAAGUUCAAACUAACUUUACGGUUCCAAGUAAGGAUUCUUUAAUUCACCAUAACCAAAUAAAGUUAUUAUUCAUUUUAUUUAAUUUUUUCCCCGUUCUUUGUUGUUUUCUUCUUUUUAUUUUUAUUAGGAUAUUUCUCACCGCCUUAAAUCAAGUUGAUAAAUUUAAUACUACUAUUUAAAUAAGCUCUAUAAGGCUAUAAGCGUUUGGAAAUUAAAGACAUGCUUUGUGACUUCAUUGAGCUUUAGAGGUUUCAACGCACUGCUGUGUUUUCUGGUGACUGUCAGUUGCUUGCUCUUGUUGUAUGUAUGUACGUAUGCACACUCCGAGUAUAUUAUAUUAAAUAAACGUAAAAAAAAA
Molecule: messenger RNA, 7358 nt
Organism: Carassius auratus (goldfish)
Lineage: Eukaryota; Metazoa; Chordata; Actinopteri; Cypriniformes; Cyprinidae
Product: zinc finger protein 536-like
Exons: 7
Coding region: 854-5200 (1448 amino acids)
Biological process (GO): regulation of DNA-templated transcription
Cellular component (GO): nucleus
Molecular function (GO): RNA polymerase II cis-regulatory region sequence-specific DNA binding; DNA-binding transcription factor activity, RNA polymerase II-specific
Source: RefSeq, a predicted model, not a curated record